Molecule: messenger RNA, 732 nt
Organism: Schistosoma haematobium
Lineage: Eukaryota; Metazoa; Platyhelminthes; Trematoda; Strigeidida; Schistosomatidae
Exons: 4
Coding region: 1-732 (243 amino acids)
Source: RefSeq, a predicted model, not a curated record
AUGUUUCGAACUUCUCUUGUGGUCUUGCCAAUUAAACUAGUAUUCGCAUCAACACACAAGGUAAAUGGAUGGUACGAACCUGCAUAUUUGGAAACGAAUAUGGUUGGAAGCAAUACAAAUACAAAUACGUUUCGCGUUAUUCAAGAGCAGACGGCAGCUAUGGCUUUCGAAUGGAAACCAAUGACGCACAAAAAUUUCGAUUAUGUCUAUUUGGUUCUAGACGUAUACCUUUGGCCCGAUGAAACGGUGAGAGUUUACAAAGGCAAUAUAGGUUUAUUAGAAGCUAUUGGCCAACCGUGUGAAGCGUCGACACUUCGUGCAGAAGGCUACAAUACGAACUAUUUUUAUUCUAACUUCCAGACCUAUCGUAUGACAUACAAAAGAAUCCCAAGAAUCGAGAAUGUUCAAAUACAGUUGGUGCAAGAUUUGUAUCCACUUCUGAGAUGGGAAAAAGAACGAAGUGCCUGUGGACCAACUGAUUUGACCAUUAUAUUCAGAGGAUAUUCAACACAGCACUUGCAGAUGUAUAUCAUCUCGGGCGACCAAGUUGAGUAUUACAUGAACCACAUCGAAACGGAAGAUGGAAUGGAAGAAGUGUUUAUUCUGUUCAGUAAACAUGAGAAACGUUUCUCUCUACCAACGAUGGGUUUUUCUAGCAAACCAGGUUGUGGAAGUGGAAUGAUCUGGGUACAUGUGAUGACAUUACACAUGUUUGUCGGUCGACAACUGUAA